Messenger RNA from Argiope bruennichi, 6584 nucleotides. RefSeq names its product RIMS-binding protein 2-like. Bases 202 to 5400 code for a protein of 1732 amino acids. Lineage: Eukaryota; Metazoa; Arthropoda; Arachnida; Araneae; Araneidae. The transcript has 33 exons. The record is from RefSeq and is a predicted model, not a curated record. Gene Ontology annotation, molecular function: protein binding. Gene Ontology annotation, biological process: neuromuscular synaptic transmission.
UUCGCGUGUUGUGUUUACUAAAUCGAAGCGGCGUGGCUGUGAGUACGGGAAAUAUUGUCAAUAAAAAGGCUCCUAUGUAUAUGCGCUGCAAGUACUGAGCUUACAAAUGACUUCCGGGUCAAAUUGGAUAUUUAUUGAAAAGCUUUAUGAGAAAAGAAAUACGCUUUUGGAUUAGACUGUAUUGACUGGAUUCUCAGCUGAAUGAAAAUGAUGGAGGUAGAGAUGGUGCGGCAGAGGACCAUCACCAAGACCACUAAGGAACUACAAAGGGAGCGGAGGAGUAAUACCACUUGGCAGAAAGAAAAAACAAAGACUACUCGAGAAGUAAUAGUUCGUGAAAGAACCCGAAAACCUAUAGAAAGACCUCAACAGCAAAAACAGAAAACAGUUGCGCCAAUAGAAAGACAGCAAAGGACGAGAACGAUUACAUAUCGAAAUAAAACGGUGGAAAAGACGAAAAAUCCCAAGGAGAAAGUCUUAAUGGGCAGCCUAUACCGGAACGUUUCCGAACUGCAAAAUAUUAUUCGACAAUCUUCGAAGGAAAGAUUACAAUUGGAACGUCACUUGGCGAGAGCAACAGAAGCAGUCCAAAGAACAGCUGUCAUCGAUAUUACCCAAUAUGAAGCUUUGAAAAAGAAUAACGAAGCUUUACGACAAAAAUUGGAUGAGCUGCUAAAGAUCACCAAUGAGCUACAAGAUGCUGAGAUUCGUUUGCAGAAGAAGGAUUCUGAGGUUCAACAGCUGAAACAGGAAUUAAGUGACAAGCAACAACUGUGUGCCAAUUUGGAACACAGGUUGCUUGUGACAUUAGAAGAAGGAAGGAAAGAAAAUAGUUUGGAGGAGUCGUAUCAGAACUCAGAUGGAGUGAACGAACUAUGCUUUCAGUCUCUGAGUAGCUCUGAUAUUUUCCUAAGUCAGUCCACCCUGGCUAAGUCAGACGUAGACCGCCAUCAAGGCAAAUCAAACAAUCUGGAGGCACUUGUAAAGCAUAUGCGAGAAGCCGCUGAUAGGCGGAAGGAGUUAGAGAAACAACAUGCUGAUGCCGUUGCUGAACUACAGAGGAAGCAAGAGGAACAUCGUCAUCAUCAUUACAUUAGUAAAGCAGAAAAGCAAGCUGCUCAGGAGGCAAUACAAAACCUUGAGUCCAAAGUACGUGAACUUCAGAAAAAGUGUGAACUGCAGAAUGUCUUGCAUGAAGAACUUGCCCUUGAAAUGGCAUCUUUACGCCGGUCUCAAACCAAACAUGCAUGGCGUUCCCAUAGGUCACACUCAGCUGACAUACCUGGUGAAACACCUUCAUCCAAGCUAGAUCAAGAAAUGGACCUGUACCUAGUAGGCAGUGACACAAUAUUUAGUUCAAAUAGGAGUCAUUCUGUUUCUUCCUCUUUACCAGUAUUAGAAACUUCAACUUCUAGGAGUUUAAAUGUUCCCUAUGAAUCUUUUAAUUCUGUUCCAAUUACUAGUCCAGGUACAAAUAUGAUCUCUCCUGGCACAACGAUAUCGUCAUCUUCACCUGUUUCAUCUAAUAUACUUAAUUCAACCUCAUAUGAAAUCGACAAAAUCAUAGCACGCAUUGAACAUGAUAAUAGAGUUUUAGCAGAACUAGAAAGGUCUCGAGCCACAGUUGGUUCACCUGUAACAUCCCAUAAUAUGGAAAGAUUAACAGCACAAUUUGAAGACCAAAAACAAGAAGAAAUUACUCAUCGGCAUAAUAUGAAAUCAUCUUUUUCCUCACCUGCUAUUGACCAAUUAUUAAUUGAAUCUGAGAGGAAUAAACAAAUGUAUUGGCAACUCAACAAAGCUAGAUUUCCCAAACAAUCAUCUCUAACCAUGAAAGAGCUUGAUGUACUUAUGGCAAAACUAGAGCAAGACAAUAAAAUAUUGGCAGAACUAGAUAGGAAAAGAGCAAAUAUUUCAACAAGAAGACCUAUCUCAGCCACGCCACCUGGUAGUAGAAGCAGUACACCACUAACAGGAACAGCUUCGCUCACUGGUGUGCCUAUUGGAAAUAUCCAACAUAGCCAAUACAGUUCACAUUUACCAUCUCUGCCUCCAAGUACUCCAUAUGGCUCUACACCAGGAGUACCCACCAUCAAAUCAGAAGAUAUGUACGAUGAAACUGACUUUAUUGAUUUACCUCAUAGAGGGCGUUGCAAAGUUUACAUUGCUCGAUAUAGUUAUGAUCCUAUAAAACAAAGCCCUAAUGAAAAUCCAGAGGCAGAAAUGAAACUAAUGGCUGGCGAUUAUGUAUUGAUUUUUGGUGAUAUGGAUGAGGAUGGAUUUUUCAAUGGGGAACUCCUAGAUGGAAGGAAAGGGCUGGUCCCAUCUAAUUUUGUGGAAAAGUUAACUGGUGAAGAUUUAUAUGAGUUCCAGUCCCAAGUUUUAUAUGGGACAAGGGAUUCUGAUGAUGGCACAUCAAGUUUAGUACUUCAUGAUGGAGAUCUAGCUGGGGAUGAUCCUAAUUUAUUUUGCCGUCUCGAAUCCAAAAUAACAACAGAGGAUUUCCACCGAAUGAAUGAUUACAUUGAUCUAGAGGACAUGGAGGAAUUUGAAGAUGAUUAUUUAACAGAAUUAGAAAGAGAAGAAGGUCCAGUCCCAGCUCCAACUAGAUUGGUUUUAGAAAGGCAAUUGAAUAAGAGCAUACUAAUAGGCUGGUGUGUACCUGAUGCUCCACGAGGAGCAGUGGAAGCCUACCAUGUUUAUGUGGAUGGGGUUCCAAAAGCUACAAUCAGGGCUACAGAAAAAACAAGAGCUUUAGUAGAAGGAGUUGAUUGCAAUCAGCCUCACCGAAUUAGUGUACGAUCAGUGAAUCCAUCUGGGCGUCAUUCUCGGGAUGCUGCUUGUACAAUUGUAAUUGGGAAAGAUAUUCCUUUGGCUCCAAGUUGCGUCAAAGCUCUUAACGUAACUUCUACCUCAGCUGUUAUUGUUUGGUUACCAAGCAACAGCAAUUUCCAGCACGUUGUUGCCAUUAACAGUGUGGAAGUUAAAACUCUAAAGCCGGGUAUUUUUCGUCACCCAAUUUCCGGUCUAGCUCCCAAUACAACUUACCGAGUAUCCGUACGAGCACGUCCUGCACGCCUCUUCUUCAAUCAUGAAAACCCAAAAAAAAUUGGAUUGUUGACUUCUGCUAUUGAGUUUAAAACACUCCCCAAAGGUUGUAAAGGUCUUCCAGAACCUCCUCUAGAUGUUCAAGUUGAACCUGGUCCACAAGAUGGGACAUUGCUGGUUACUUGGCUUCCAGUAACUAUAAACAACAGAGGAACUUCCAAUGGUGCACCGGUUACAGGAUACGCAGUAUAUACUGGAGAUCGGAAAGUGAGUGAAGUUGACAGCCCUACAGGUGAUCAUGCUUUGCUGGAUAUGAUGAACUUAGCUCCUUUAAAGAAACGAGCUGUAACAGUCAAAACAAAAUCUGGUGAUAACUUGUCAAUUGAUUCGAUGCCUUGCUUGAUACCUGUUGAAUUACUGAAAGGUGUUGCUGCAACCCUGCUCCAACAAGCGGAGGCGGAUGCCGCAAACCCGGAGGAGGGUGGCGAGAAAGAGCACCGUCCCCAGCGGAGGAGGUCGACAGGCAGCUCCGAUUCAGAGUCGGAUACGGAACUGGCGGAGCUGCUGAAGCACGUGGCUCGCAGGACGGCGGAGUUCGAUCCCGCCGCCGCUGCAGAAAUGUCUAGUGGGCAACAGGGUGCAAGAGUUGAGGACUUAGUUGAAGAAGGAAUUAGAUCGGAGUUGUCGGACAUUGCUGAAGAACCAGAAGAAGAUAUGCAUUCAGAUCGGAAAGACAGGAAAGGCCAGUCGCACUCUCGAGAGAGCAAAUCGCCUAGAGACAGUCGGUCCCCUAGGGAAUACGACCGCGAUCGCAGAGGAGACAGGUCGGACCAUAGAGAUGACAGGCACGACAGGAGAGACAAAAGGUAUGACGACAGGAGAGACGAUCGAAGGGACGACAGACGCGAUCGAAUCGAUGAUCGGAGAGAUGACAGAAGGGAUUACAGAGAUGACAGGUAUGAUGAUCGAAUUGAUGACAGAUCAAGAAGGGAUGACAAAAGAGACGGUAGAAUAGAUGACAGAAGAGAUCGUUACGGGCCACGUGACGGCAGGGACUCGGAUCUUCCACGCACAAAGCAUUCCCAAUCUCAUUCAGAUUCACGUUCUCAUGAACGGCAUCAUGGACGUUCUUCUCCUACUAGUGUACAUAGAGACUCAAGAGGACGCUCGUACAACAGCAGGGCGUCUUCGGAUCAAAGGCGGCUUAACAAUUUAGAAGUAGAGAGGAGGAACUCUGCUGGACAAGUUAUCAUUGAGCCAGAAGAGAAUCUUAGUGAUAAAGAAAUCUACCCGCAAUCACAGCAUGUUAUUCCUGCUAUAGAAAUCACAAGAGACAGUGAAUUGGGUUCCCAUGAUGAAUACAUGCGCAGUGGUCGACGUGGUCAGUAUCCAGAUUCCCAUAAAAGCCCCUCCCAGUACUAUCCUGGUGAUCACAGUCGUCCUCAUGAAGCUACCACUCCGGUCAAUCGAUUUCCAAGGGGUGAAGAGAAUAGUUACUACGGACACAGAGGACAUUCCAGGACAUCCAGGGACAACUACCAUAGUGGCACUGAAUACCGCAGUAGAUCAGGGGGCAGAAGUGAAAAGACACGAAUGUUCAUGGCUGUGUAUGAUUACGAUCCUCUCACCAUGUCGCCUAACCCUGCCACAGCACAUGAGGAGUUGGCAUUCCAAGAAGGACAAAUCAUCAAGGUUUAUGGAGAGAAGGACAGUGAUGGCUUCUUUUAUGGCGAAAUCAACGGACGUGUGGGUUAUGUUCCUUAUAAAAUGGUUACCGAGAUUCCUUUAGAUGAAGAGGAAACAGCUCGGCAUUUAAUGAAUGAAGGUGUUCCGCCCCGACAUCAUCAUUCUGGUGGUGCACCUAGUGAUCCAUGGUCAGUAUAUCCUGUUAAGAAACUAGUAGCUCUUUAUGACUAUGACCCACAAGAGCUAUCGCCUAAUGUAGAUGCUGAGAUGGAGUUAGCUUUCAGAACAGGAGAUGUUAUUUAUGUGUAUGGAGAUGCUGAUGAAGAUGGUUUCUACAUGGGUGAACUAAAUGGGGAAAGAGGUCUGGUUCCUUCCAAUUUUCUUACAGAAGCUCCUCCAGAUUUCAGAGACCCUAGACUAGCACAGCCGAACAGAAGUGGAGGUAGCUAUCCGAAAGAAUCUCGAGAUAGUAGUCAGUACCAACGAGGCUCAGGGAGUGCGCAUUAUUCAUCUUCCAGAUCUUCUAAAGAACACAUGCCUUCAGAUAAAACCAGGUAUUCCGAUAGACCCAGCACAGACCGUACUUACGACAGAUCUGGUGGCCACCCAUCAGAUCGCGAUAGGGGACAAUACAAUAGCUCAGGCCGAUCAGGACAGCACUGGUAGCAAGAAUCAUCUUUUUACAUCCCCGCUUACUAACUAACAACCCUCUUUAAAAGCCAGGGAAUCAACUGUUAAGUGUAUUAUAAAACCUGUUCUUCCGCCUGCAGUGUGUCUGUCUGUAUGUCUGUUGAUCUGAUAUAUGGAACCAUAUUGUCUCCUCUUGUGUGUCUGAAUCAUAUCGUCAAAAGAUUGAUGCACUGGAACUUAAACUAAAUUAUUUGGUUUCCUUGCUAGAGAAAUUGAAUGAUGUUGUUCUCACUGCCAAUUUAAGCUUUUGUUCAUCAAUCUUUAAAACUGCUGCUUUCUGAAGUGUUUAAGAAUGUUAACAUUAUUCUGAUUGUUUGUGAUGGAUGGAUGGAUGUCCUUCUAGUCAGUUGCUUGGGUUACUUUCAAUUUAUUGGACCAAUUUUAUUUAUUUUGACCCAUUCUUUAUGUUAAGUUUCUAACCCGUAAUGCCUUCUUGGUGUAAUUUGGCAUGAGUAAAAGUAUGAUUGCUUAAUUUAUACACUGGACUGGCAAUUCAUUUAAUGAAGAUUUCUAAUUUAGUGCGUAAAAAAUUUAUUUAUAUGACUCUCAUAUUUAUUAUUACUUUUCCCCCACAAUGGGAUUAUUUGUAUUGGCUAUGAAGUCUUUGCAAGACUUUUUUUUUAUUUUUUUGUACUUUUCCAUUAGCUGGACAAUAGCCAAAAUGCACAAACAAUUGAGAUAAAAAUUAUAUUGAUAAAACCUUUUAUGUGGUAAAUUUUUGUUAUGUGGUGCAUUUGCACCCAUUUGGCGAAAACUGCUUUUAUGGAAGAGUAUCACGUCCAAAAUGGCAACUGUUGUCAAGUUAAUGGAAAAGUGACGAUUUUUUGUAGUGAUGACUGCUGUUUUCUUUUACAUGCAAUUAAACAUUGCAUGCUUAUUAAGAAAAUGAGUUAAAACUCUCCUCGGUCUUAACCGCCAUCUUCUAUUUUCUAAUAUAUCAUUAAAAUGUUCUAAUUUUUUUUAAUCGCAAAUAAUUUUGAAAAAUUGAUUGUUUACUUUAUAUUAAUAUAACUAAUAUCCUUGCCAAAAUAAUUUAUAUAUGUUAGAAGUGGACUUAAAGAAUAUUUAGGUGAUUUAAUUCUUUUGUAUUAAUUUUAAAGCUUAUCAUUGGUUCAACUAUUUCUCAAUAUUUUUUUUUAUUUAUUAUCGAAAAACUUAUU